UUACUCACUAAGUCGUAAGUGCAAACUUUACUAAACGAAGCCACGUCAGGAAAACUAUUUUAUUUCAACGUUAUUAUUGUUUUACUUAAUUUAUUACAGUUUAUAUAAAAAUUACAAUACACUGAACAUAAGUUUUAUUAUUAUGGCUUUGUAUUCUUAUAUUUUUGGUGUGUUUAUUGCCGUUCUAUCUUAUAUUGUGUAUCAAAAGUACAUAAAUAUAUACACCAGUGUAAUAGUGAAACCACAGAAAAGAUACGAUUAUAUUAUUGUUGGCGCCGGCACUGCAGGAUGCGUGCUCGCGUCUCGUCUCUCCGAAGACCCCACAGUGACAGUUCUACUGUUAGAAGCUGGUGACCAUAUGAGCUAUUUCACUCAAAUACCUCUCACGCCAACUGCUGCGCAGCAAGGACCCAAUGACUGGUCCGUGCGGACUGUACCACAAAAAUAUUCGUCUUUCGGUCUUUGGAGACAGUCCCAAAUAAUCCCUCGUGGAAAGGGCUUGGGUGGUUCCGGACAAAUAAACUUCCUACUCCACGGUUUUGGUCUACCAGAAGACUAUGACCGGUGGUCUCGGCUGGGCUUCAAGGGUUGGACUUUGGAAGAUUUGAAGCCGUACUUCAUAAAAGCAUUUGGAACAGUGAGGAGUGAGUUCGAUUCUGAACAUUGUUCUCUCGAUGGCGUAUGCCCAGGAAAUGAGGCACCGAUAAAACUGAAGCUUAUAGAUGAUCACACUGAACUGAUGAAGACGUUUCGAGACGCCGCCAUGGAAUUAAAAAACAAGUACACCAUAUUCCGGAAGGCGACCGCUACAGUCAAGGACGGGGUUCGCCACUUAGCAUACGAUGCUUAUUUGAAACCCGCAUUGAAUAGAAACAAUUUACACGUCAUGAUAAAUACUCAAGCAGUUUCCAUCCGUUUUGAAAAUAGAACGGCGUCUUCUGUUUACAUUUUACAGAACCAUAGACACCUAAACAAUAUUUUUAUCAAUAAAGAAGUGAUAUUAUCAGGUGGUGCUAUUAAAACCCCACAGCUGUUGAUGUUAUCUGGAAUUGGUCCUAGUGAUACGAUCCACAGGUUAAGAAUAAAACUAGUCGCAGAGAACGAACGCGUCGGUAGAAAUUUGCACGAUCACAUGAACAUGCCUGUCUAUGUAAGCAUCAAGAAGCCCAUCAGCACAACAUUAUCAAAAGUGUUCUCUUUCAACACUAUUUGGAACUAUUUCUGGAAUAAACGAGGUAUUUUGUCCUUUCCACCAGUAGCCGGUGUGGAGUACCAGAACGCAUCAGCUCUGAUGUUAUUUUCAAUGGGAACGGCCAGUGAGAAGUUGUUGAGGGAUCUGUCUAACUAUAAACAUAAGGUAUUUCGAGAUACAUUUCCAUUCCACAAUGACACGAGAAAAGAAGGCUUCAUGUUCUUAGCCACGUGUGUGCAGCCAAGAAGCAGAGGUACAGUGAGCGUGACGGACGCCAGCACGACAGUACCUCCUGCAGUAGACCCAAACUACUUGCAUCAGCAUUAUGAUGUCAAAUGUAUGAUUAAAGCGAUGCGUCGUAUUGAACAAAUGGUAUCCACAAAAGCGUUUAAGGAAAUAGAGGCAAGAGUCCAUUGGCCACGAGUCGAACGGUGUCUUACAUUCUGGAACUACAGUAAACAAGACCAACUAGGCAGUAUACUAAGACGAAAGAGAAGAUUUAAAAUCACAUCAGAAAAAUCGAAUCAUCAAGCAUCACUAACUACUAGAGAGUUAAAAACUAAAGAGAUAAACACGCUCAGUCCACCCGACCAAUACCUGGAGUGCAUCAUCAGGGAGGUAGCGGUGACAGGACACCACGUGGCCGGCACGUGCGCUGGCGGUGCUGUGGUGGAUGAGCAAUUGAGAGUUAAAUCGGUAAAGGGUGUUCGUGUUAUGGACGCGAGCAUUUUACCAUCUCCAAUAUCCUUGUAUCCCAAUUCUGUGCUCAUUGCAAUGGCUGAGAGAGCAGUGGACCUCAUACAAAAUACAAAUACGCAUUAA
Galleria mellonella (greater wax moth) is the source of this 2014-nucleotide messenger RNA. It is a transcript of the gene ninaG, whose product is annotated as neither inactivation nor afterpotential protein G. The coding region runs from base 143 to 2014 and encodes 623 amino acids. Gene Ontology annotation, molecular function: flavin adenine dinucleotide binding; oxidoreductase activity, acting on CH-OH group of donors. The record is from RefSeq and is a predicted model, not a curated record. The transcript is spliced from 11 exons. NCBI's taxonomy places the organism in Eukaryota, Metazoa, Arthropoda, Insecta, Lepidoptera, Pyralidae.